Messenger RNA from Pseudoliparis swirei, 3229 nucleotides. It is a transcript of the gene mpl, whose product is annotated as MPL proto-oncogene, thrombopoietin receptor. Bases 79 to 2001 code for a protein of 640 amino acids. The transcript is spliced from 12 exons. The record is from RefSeq and is a predicted model, not a curated record. Gene Ontology annotation, biological process: hemopoiesis; positive regulation of cell population proliferation; cytokine-mediated signaling pathway. Gene Ontology annotation, cellular component: external side of plasma membrane. Lineage: Eukaryota; Metazoa; Chordata; Actinopteri; Perciformes; Liparidae. Gene Ontology annotation, molecular function: protein binding; cytokine receptor activity.
CAAUGCACACACAACGUGCGUUGUUAGUUUAAGUGCCAUGAUGGUGGUUUAGGGAUACCUAAAAAACCUCGAUCUACAAUGAAUUUUCCGAGCAGGUGGGAGACCCUCCUCGUGGGCUUGUGGAUACAGGUGGGCUUUGUCCCCGGGACGCAGUGCGAGGACGCUGCUGUCAGAUGUCUGUCCAUGGAAGAUGUUUUGCUAUUAAAGGACGAGCAGGAUCCUAAAUGUUUCACCCGCACAGAGCAGGACUUCACCUGCUUCUUUGAGACCGCGGAUAACAGAACUUAUGAUUUACUCUACAAGUUUGAAAGUCUUCCCGGAGAGAAAAGGUGUGAAAUGUCUGUCCAGACUACAGAAGUCGGAAAUUCGCUCCACAUCUGUUCAUUUCCUGGAUGUGAUGUUUUCUCCUUUGUGGAAAUACAUCUUGAGGUGGUGGAGCGCAACACCAACACCAACACCAACACCAACACCACCAACAGCCUCUACAGUCGCACCGUCUGUGUGGAGGAGCACUUCCUCCUGGAUCCCCCCUUCAGUGUGUCUUUACACCAAAAUGGCCGAGCGGGACAGCUGCAUGUUUCAUGGCACUCGAAGGUCUCGAAAUACUGUAAAGACGACGUGACGUAUCGGAUCCGAUACUCAUCCGAAGGGUUGGGAGAGAAGGUGAAAGAGACGAAAGAGGGCGGCGUGCUCGAGUCUCUGGUACCAGGGGAGGAGGUCGAGGUCCAGGUCACCGUCAAGUGUGCCUUAAAUCCAAACGCAGGGCACUGGAGCAGCUGGUCGCCGCCCGCGAGGGCCGUGGUUCCCCAAGAUGCAGAUGAUAUUUCUCUCACGUGCUUCACGUCCGACCUGCGAAACAUCACCUGUCGUUGGCACGGUAACAGAUAUGGAGAAGAGAAGGCGUACACGCUUUUCUACACGAUGUUUCUCAGUGACAGUCUGGGCUGGACGGAGUGGACCGAGUGUCUCUCUGACGUGGCUGAUCGGUGCCGUUUCCGUGGAGACGAGCAUGGAAGAGUCCUGGUGAAGCUCAGCGGCGCUUCAGCUCCACUCGGCAGAACCUUCUACACUCCAGAGUUCACGCUCCGCAGGAGAGUUCAGACGUCCCCGCCGCGUCGUCUCAAAGGAACAUUUGAAGGAGACCAGCUGUGCGUGGCGUGGGACGCUCCUCUCCCGUCUCUGUCUCCUCACCUGAAGUAUGAAGGCAGCUACCGGGUCCGAGGGGCGGAGGCCUGGACCACGGUGUCCCUGAAGGGCCCCGAGACAGCCACGUGUCUGGAGGUUCCGACAGGAAGCCGCUACAGCGUCAAAUUCAGGGCUAAACCCAACGGGUCCGUUUACUCAGGACUCUGGAGCGACUGGUCCGACGUGCUCACUGGAGACACGCCCACUGACAUCGGCUCGUUGCUCAUGCUGUGUUUACCCGUCGUGGUGCUGAUGAUUGUCAUCGUCCUCAUGUCCUUGUUCUCCCCGUACCUCAGUAAACUCAAGCUGUAUUUUUGGCCGCCGGUGCCCGACCUUGACAAAGUCCUCCAUGGUUUCCUGACAGAGGUCAAUGGGCCGCUAUGGAAUCCUCCAAUCACAGCAAAGCAGUACGCUGAUGAAACCUCUUCAUCUGUGGUAGAAAUAAUGUCUGAAGAUGAAGAGGUCUCCCCAUCGGGGGGAUCCACCGAGCUCCCGGCGUUAGAACGGCGAUUCUGCGGCGGAGAACCGCUCGAUGGAGGCCAACGGACCGAAGUCUUUCCGGACUACGUGACUCUGAACAAAGACAGCGUCGUCCUUUGCCCAAAUGGAAACGCGUACGUCUACGAGGAAGUCGGAGAGAAAGAAGAGCCAGAGGUGAGCGACGAGGUUUUCCAAACGUGUCGCGGUUCCUGCGCCGAUGGCUCAGGCGGUGACUUUCUGAACCGUUCCUACUUGCAUCUGGCUGAGCCGGCUGACCUCUGCAAGGUCACCGUUGCCAGGGGGCGGGGCAACCUCUAUACUAAUUUCCCCCUGUAGCUAAAUGUAGAGAACCACAACUUCCACUGGUGCAGCGGCUGGAACAAAAGGUGUGUUUCCGCGUAUCCAUGGUAUAAUAAUGGGGGAGUAUUUGUAAUCAUCCAUCAUAACAGUCUCUCUGAAAGGUGGACACAUCAAUAUUUGAGAACAAGAACAUAACUUCUUGCUUUUUGGUUAAAAUGCUGUGGGCGAUAAUGCUACUUUUAUUUUGGUAACUGUAUAUACAGGUCUUCUAUACAGAUAAGACCGGCUAACAAUAAUUACCAGGUGGUAGCCAGCAGUUAGUUUAGCCUAGCUUUUUUUGGGACUUGGAUUAUUUUUUCAAUAAAAUAUGUUGAUUGUAUUUGUCACCUUGUGUCAAGUAUGUGGAAAUAUGAGGUGGAGUGUCACAUCCACGCAAAGUUUUACAUGAGCCAAUUGUAUAUAUGUUAUUACUAUCAAAUGAUCUGCAUCCGAAAGACGAUAAUUAGCCAUACUAUAUUGUAAUGUUACUUUUAUAUUGGUAACUGUACAUACAGGUCUCCACACGGCUGUCUUUUUAUGUCCACAAGAGAUAACCAUAGAGAUGACAAGAUAUUUUGUGAGGUAGUCAAGAAGACUGCAUCUUGCUAACAGUAGUUACCCGGUGGUUGCUAGCAGUUAGCUUAGCCCAAAACAUUUUGGGGACUUUUCUUUUGAAAGAUUUGAGAGGAUUAUAUAUUCAAAUGAAAUUUUUUUGAUUGUAUUUGUAUGAGGAAAUCUGAGGUGGAGUGUCACAUCCCCCCCAAAGUUUUACAUGAGCCAAUUUUUAUAAAUGUUAUGACUAUUUUAAAUCAUUUGUACCUGAAAGACGAUAAUUAGGCAUACUAUAUUGUAAUGUUACUUUUAUAUUGGUAAUUGUACAUACAGGUCUCCACACUGCUGUCUUUUAAUGUCCACAAGAGAGAACCAUUAGAUGACGAGAUAUUUUGUGAGAUAUUCAAGAAGGCUGCAUCUUAUAAGACCGGCUAACGGUAAUUACCAAGUGGUUGCUAGCAGUUAGCUUAGUCAACUUUCUUCUUUUUUUUGAUGAGAGGAUUAUAUAUUCAAAUGAAAAUGUUUUGAUUGUAUUUGUAUGUGGAAAUAUGAGGUUUUACAUGAGCCAAUUGUAUAUAUGUUAUUACUGUUUCAAAUGGCUGUAUCUAAAAGACCUUGAUGAUCUUCUUCUUUUUUUUUAUCAGAAUAAAAAAAAUGUUUGUGUCCCUGUUAA